Molecule: messenger RNA, 1419 nt
Organism: Camelus dromedarius (Arabian camel)
Lineage: Eukaryota; Metazoa; Chordata; Mammalia; Artiodactyla; Camelidae
Gene: KPNA4
Product: karyopherin subunit alpha 4
Biological process (GO): NLS-bearing protein import into nucleus
Cellular component (GO): cytoplasm; nucleus
Molecular function (GO): nuclear import signal receptor activity; protein binding
Source: RefSeq, a predicted model, not a curated record
CCUCCCCCUCUCAGCCGGCAGCACAUUCCGCCGCCGUUGCCGCCGCCCGGCUCCGCAGUUGUCUUCGCCGGAGCUGCUGUCGCGCUGGGGUUAGGGCCGGGGGGGGGACGGGCGGGGAGAGGAGAAGGCCGCGGCGGAGGCAGGUGAGAGGAGGAAGGAAGCGGCGGCUCGGCGGGCACAGCAGCUCAGGCGGCGGCCCGGUUCCUGGGAGUGUCGGUGCGGCGUGGUGGUUGGGGCGGAUCCCGCGGGGCCCGGGCGGGGGAAGGAGUCACCGGCCCGGCCAUGGCGGACAACGAGAAACUGGACAACCAACGGCUCAAGAAUUUCAAGAACAAAGGCCGCGACUUGGAGACUAUGAGAAGACAACGAAAUGAAGUUGUAGUUGAAUUAAGGAAGAAUAAAAGAGAUGAACAUCUCUUAAAGAGAAGGAACGUACCACAUGAAGAUAUCUGUGAAGAUUCUGAUAUAGAUGGUGAUUAUAGAGUGCAAAAUACCUCUUUAGAAGCUAUUGUUCAAAAUGCAUCAAGUGAUAACCAAGGAAUUCAAUUAAGUGCAGUUCAAGCUGCUAGGAAGCUUUUGUCCAGUGAUCGAAAUCCACCAAUUGAUGACUUAAUAAAAUCUGGAAUAUUGCCUAUUUUAGUCCAUUGUCUUGAAAGAGAUGACAAUCCUUCUUUACAGUUUGAAGCUGCAUGGGCUUUGACAAACAUUGCAUCUGGAACCUCUGAACAAACUCAAGCAGUAGUUCAGUCUAAUGCUGUGCCACUUUUCCUGAGGCUUCUCCAUUCACCCCAUCAAAAUGUCUGUGAGCAAGCAGUGUGGGCUUUGGGAAAUAUCAUAGGUGAUGGGCCACAGUGUAGAGAUUAUGUCAUAAGUCUUGGAGUUGUGAAACCUUUGCUCUCCUUCAUAAGUCCAUCUAUUCCUAUAACAUUCUUAAGAAAUGUUACUUGGGUUAUGGUCAACUUAUGUCGCCACAAAGACCCACCACCCCCAAUGGAAACCAUUCAGGAGAUUCUUCCAGCUCUUUGUGUUUUAAUUCAUCACACAGAUGUAAAUAUACUGGUAGAUACAGUUUGGGCCCUGUCUUACCUUACUGAUGCUGGCAAUGAACAGAUACAGAUGGUAAUAGACUCUGGAAUAGUCCCUCAUUUGGUUCCUCUGCUCAGCCACCAGGAAGUUAAAGUUCAGACGGCAGCACUUCGAGCUGUGGGCAACAUUGUUACUGGAACUGAUGAGCAAACACAAGUAGUUUUGAAUUGUGAUGCUCUUUCACACUUCCCUGCACUUCUGACACAUCCCAAAGAGAAAAUUAAUAAAGAAGCAGUGUGGUUCCUCUCUAACAUCACCGCAGGAAAUCAGCAGCAGGUUCAGGCAGUAAUUGAUGCCAAUCUUGUACCAAUGAUAAUACACCUCUUGGAUAAG